AUGAAAGGAGGAAUGAAAUCCAAAACUUCAUCAUCCAAAAUCAAAGCAGAUAAAAUUAAAUCACUUGCAAUACCAAAACCUCCAACGGUAGUACCUCCUCCUUCAGUUAAUCCUUCAUCAUUCACUUUAUUAUAUCCAUUUCAAACAUUAAAGAAGCUAAAAGAUUUUAAAAAGGAUUUCAAAAUAUUAAAUAAACCAACUGACCCAAAAAUUCAACCGUUAAAGGAAAAAUUUAGUCGCCCUUCAUUUGCACCAUAUCCAUAUUCAUACGAAAUCGAUCAUCUGGAAUAUUCAAAAGGAAACGUUACUUAUUUAUUUGCCAUUAACAUUAACACCAGAUAUUUAUAUUGCAUUCCGGUGAAAGGGAAAACAGAACAGGAAACAAGAAGAGCUAUACAAUACUUACUAGAUCAUGAAAGAGUAGAUAAUAUAAGGGGUGAUGGUGAUAAAGGAUUUCAGGCAGCUAUGGCUCAUUAUUUCCCACAAAUUAAUUUUUACUUUUCAUCCUCUCCAUAUACGUUUCAUAAUAAAAUAGUUGAUGCGGUAAUGAGAACUCUUAGAGAUGCGUUAGGAGUUAACGGUCAGAUAUACUGGGAUGGAAAUCAUGACUCCAUCAUACAGCAGUUAGUAUAUAUUAUUACAAUAAUACAUGGCAUAGAACUAUAA
Molecule: messenger RNA, 666 nt
Organism: Trichomonas vaginalis G3
Lineage: Eukaryota; Parabasalia; Trichomonadida; Trichomonadidae
Exons: 1
Coding region: 1-666 (221 amino acids)
Source: RefSeq, a predicted model, not a curated record